Anthostomella pinea is the source of this 2229-nucleotide messenger RNA. NCBI's taxonomy places the organism in Eukaryota, Fungi, Ascomycota, Sordariomycetes, Xylariales, Xylariaceae. The record is from the annotation of a GenBank genome assembly.
AUGAAUGUCAUCAAGCUCCAGAGGAAGUAUCCUCAAUUCCAGCAAGGCGAUAUCUUUGCCCUGACCGACGCCUUCCGCAAACUCGAUGUCGACGACAAGGGAUACCUCGACGAAGCCACAGCAAUCAAGGCUACCCAGCAGAGCGAACGACAACCGUACGAUGUUGUGAGACAAGCCCUGAAGGAGGUUGAGCUCGACUCUUCCCGUAGAGUUGAGCUGGAGGACUAUGUGGGACUGGUCGCAAAACUUCGCGACUCUUCUCCGGCCCAAAAGCGCAUGAAUACCGGCGGCGGCGGCGCAGCACCUUCAGGAGGCGUUGUGUCUCAGAGAACAGGCGGACAUGCUUCCAAGGGCAGCGUUGGCAAGAUUCACGUCCAAGGUUCCAAUGCCAACACCACCCACACCAUCAACGAAGAUGAGCGCACCGAGUUUACCCGCCAUAUCAACGCUGUCUUGGCCGGCGACCCCGAUAUUGGAAGUAGGCUGCCGUUCCCGACGGACACCUUCGAGAUGUUCGACGAGUGCAAGGACGGCCUUGUGCUUGCCAAGCUCAUCAACGACAGCGUACCGGAUACCAUCGAUGAGCGUGUCAUGAACGUCCCUGGGAGGAAAGUCAAGAAGCUGAACGCUUUCCACAUGACGGAGAACAACAAUAUUGUCAUCGAAUCCGCCAAGGGUAUCGGCUGCUCCGUCGUCAACAUUGGCAGUGGAGAUAUAAUCGAGGUCCGUGAGCAUUUGAUUCUGGGCCUGAUCUGGCAGGUCAUUCGAAGAGGUCUCUUGGGCAAGAUUGACAUCAAACUACACCCCGAACUCUACCGGCUACUGGACGAAGAUGAGACACUAGAGCAAUUCCUACGUCUCCCUCCGGAGCAGAUUCUUCUGAGAUGGUUCAAUUACCACCUCAGGGCAGCUGGAUGGCAACGCAGGGUCCAAAACUUCUCAACCGAUGUCAAGGACGGAGAGAACUACGCAGUUCUGCUUGCGCAGAUCGGAAAAGACUAUGGCUGCACCCGAGCGCCGCUCCAGACCCGCGACUUGCUGCAACGAGCCGAGGAGGUUUUGGUUGACGCUGACAAGCUUAGCUGUCGAAAGUUCCUCACUCCCACUUCACUGGUCGCGGGAAACCCCAAACUCAACCUUGCCUUUGUUGCGAACCUGUUCAACACUCAUCCAUGCUUGGAACCGAUUACUGAGGAGGAAAAGCAAGAGGUGGAAGAUUUUGACGCCGAGGGAGAGCGAGAAGCCAGAGUGUUCACCUUGUGGCUCAACAGUCUUGAUGUGCAGCCCGCCGUGGUGUCCUUCUUCGACGAUCUUCGAGAUGGUACUAUUCUGCUGCAAGCCUACGACAAAGUCAUCAAGGGCUCGGUAAACUGGAGGCAUGUGAACAAGAGGCCCUCGCACGGCGGCGAGGUGAUGAGAUUCAAGGCCGUUGAGAACACCAACUACGUUGUCGAACUUGGCAAACAGAAUGGCUUCUCACUGGUCGGCAUACAAGGCGCUGAUAUUACCGAUGGGCAGAAGAUGUUGACACUUGGGCUCGUCUGGCAACUGAUGCGGAAGGAUAUUACUUUGACACUCUCUGCUCUGGCACAACGUCUCGGCAAGCGGGAGAUCACAGACUCCGAGAUGGUGAAAUGGGCGAACGAAAUGUCCAAGAAAGGAGGGCGGAACUCAGCAGUUCGCUCCUUCAAGGACCCUUCGAUCGCCAGCGGUAUCUUCUUCCUAGACGUGCUCAAUGGUAUGAAGAGCAGCUAUGUCGACUAUGACCUUGUCACCGCUGGACGGACUGACGACGAAGCAUACCUCAACGCCAAGCUCAGCAUCAGUAUCGCGAGAAAGAUGGGUGCAACGAUCUGGCUAGUCCCUGAAGAUAUCUGCCAGGUCCGCAGCAGACUAGUCACCACAUUCAUCGCUCACUACCUGACGUUCCGCAACCACUACGAAUACAUCGUGCUGUCGACCAUGGUCUACGAGCUGAUCGUCGGCGGCAUCUUCGUUAUGGUCAUGGUCAUGGUCUCGCAGACCUUCAUCUACUGUGACGGAACAGGAAUGCAGCACUGCUACCGCUACACUACAGAAAGCCGUGACAUCUACCCCGUCGUCAUGCGCACCGUCGUCAUGAAGGAGCUGGGCCCGUCCACGGCGCAGCGCUUUCGCGAGCUUCCGUGGUUGUUGAGUGAUCUGCUGUUUCCGUUUAUGAUGGAGUGUCUGGCGAGUGCUUGCUUGUGA